AUGAACUCUUCAUGUGCCGAUAUCUUGCUCUUCGCCAGCAACAAGUGGAACGUGACUCGGCCUUCGCUUCUUUACGACACAAAGGACGUUAUCGAGCCCAGCACUACGAACAAGUUUUGGAUCGAUGUGCAGCUGCGGUACGGCGACUACGAUUCUCAUGACAUUGAGCGCUACACCCGUGCCAAGUACCUCGAUUACACCAACGACAGCAUGAGUAUUUACCCGUCACCUACUGGUCUGAUGAUUGGUGUUGACCUGGCAUACAACCUGUACUCGGCCUAUGGCCAGUAUUUCCCUGGUCUCAAGGUAUUGGUACAACAAGCGAUGGCCAAGGUUAUGAAGGCCAACCCUGCUUUGUACGUCUUGCGUGAGCGUAUCCGAAAGGGUCUGCAGUUGUAUGCAUCCGAGAGCAACCAAGAAUUCCUGAACUCUCAGAACUACUCGGAGUUGUUCAGCAACCAGACGAAGCUGUUCAUCGAUGACACCAAUGUGUACCGUGUCACAAUCCACAAGACCUUUGAGGGUAACUUGACGACGAAGCCUAUCAACGGUGCUAUCUUCAUCUUCAACCCGAGAACCGGUCAGUUGUUCCUGAAGAUUAUUCACACCAGCGUUUGGGCUGGUCAGAAGCGUCUGGGUCAAUUGGCCAAGUGGAAGACCGCCGAAGAAGUCGCUGCACUUAUUCGGUCUCUACCUGUGGAAGAGCAGCCGAAGGAGCUCAUUGUUACGCGAAAGGGUCUUCUGGAUCCUCUCGAGGUGCAUCUCCUCGACUUCCCCAACAUAUCCAUCCGAGCAUCCGAGUUGCAGUUGCCUUUCCAGGCUGCGAUGAAGGUCGAGAAACUUGGAGAUAUGAUCUUGCGAGCCACCGAGCCGCAAAUGGUUCUCUUCAACCUGUACGACGAAUGGUUGAAGAGUAUAUCGUCCUACACUGCGUUCUCACGUUUGGUGCUGAUUCUCCGUGCCCUCCAUGUCAACCCUGACAAGACCAAGCUUAUCCUGCGCCCUGAUAAGACAGUCAUUACACAGGAACAUCACAUCUGGCCGACACUGUCUGAUGAAGACUGGAUCAAGGUUGAAACACAGCUACGUGAUCUGAUUCUCAAUGAUUACGGGAAAAAGAACAACGUCAACGUAUCUAGCCUGACCAGCAGUGAAGUCCGAGAUAUCAUUCUUGGUAUGGAGAUUUCCGCACCUUCGCUGCAGAGACAGCAGGCUGCAGAGAUCGAAAAGCAGCAGCAAGAGCAGCAGCAGCUUACUGCAGUCACGACAAAGACCCAGAACGUCCACGGAGAAGAGCUCAUUGUCACGACGACAUCGCAAUACGAGCAGCAGACCUUCGCGUCCAAGACGGAAUGGCGUACCCGUGCGAUUGCCACGUCGAACUUGCGUACUCGAUCCAACAACCUCUAUGUGUCACCUGUCGACAAUGAUCUCGAUGACAUCACUUACGUGAUGCCUAGCAACAUUCUCAAGAAGUUCAUCACCGUUGCCGAUCUGCGUGUACAAGUCGCGGGCUACCUCUACGGUGCAUCAGCUCCCGAUAACGAGCAGGUCAAGGAGAUUCGUUGCAUCGUCAUGGUGCCUCAGGUCGGUGGCCUACGCAAUGUCACGUUGCCCGAGCAGCUUCCGUCCCACGAGUACCUCCACUCGAUGGAGCCACUCGGUGUCAUCCACACAAUCGCAGGCAACGAGCUUCCCUACAUGUCUGCUGCUGACGUGACCGAGCACGCACGCCUUCUGGACCGACACCCGUCGCUUGACAAGGAUGCAUCCAUCACCGUCGAUGUAUUCUUCACACCGGGCUCUGUGUCUUUGUCCGCUUGGGGUCUUACUCCUCAGGGUUUCGCCUGGGGUGCUGAGAACAAGGACAUUGGCAGUGACCAACCGCAGGGUUUCGCGACCAACAUGGGACUAAAGCGCAAGAUGCUGCUCAGUCCGCGAUUCAAGGGUUUCUUCUUGGUCCCCGAGAACGGAAAGUGGAACUACAGCUUCAUGGGCGCUGGUUUCGAUGCCAUCGUCAAGAAGAAGGUUGACGUCAAGCUGGAUACACCACAGGGCUUUUACGCGGAUGCGCAUCGACCGUUGCACUUCCAGAACUUUGCCGAACUCGAAGACGUCGGCGUCGACAGGGAUGAUCAGUUUGCUUAG
Neoarthrinium moseri is the source of this 2148-nucleotide messenger RNA. RefSeq lists its product as uncharacterized. The record is from RefSeq and is a predicted model, not a curated record. Gene Ontology annotation, molecular function: U5 snRNA binding; metallopeptidase activity; pre-mRNA intronic binding. The transcript has a single exon. Gene Ontology annotation, biological process: spliceosomal tri-snRNP complex assembly; mRNA splicing, via spliceosome. Gene Ontology annotation, cellular component: catalytic step 2 spliceosome; U5 snRNP. The coding region runs from base 1 to 2148 and encodes 715 amino acids. NCBI's taxonomy places the organism in Eukaryota, Fungi, Ascomycota, Sordariomycetes, Amphisphaeriales, Apiosporaceae.